Fusarium coffeatum is the source of this 1419-nucleotide messenger RNA. RefSeq lists its product as uncharacterized. The coding region runs from base 1 to 1419 and encodes 472 amino acids. The transcript has 2 exons. NCBI's taxonomy places the organism in Eukaryota, Fungi, Ascomycota, Sordariomycetes, Hypocreales, Nectriaceae. The record is from RefSeq and is a predicted model, not a curated record.
AUGGAUCAACGGGGAAAGAAGCGGGAGUCUGAACACGAUCUUCGUGUUAAAGUCGAAUCUUCUAAUCCUAUCGACCUCGCCAGUAGCCCCUCUACUCACUCUGCUGGCCCACAAGAACAGCCUUCCAGUAACGGAUUUGUUGACGUUAAACCUGAAGAACAUACUUUUGAUGAGGUCGAGCCACGCAGUGCACAGCCUUGCAGUGACAAUGACAUCGGCAUCGACAACUGGACAGCUGAAGAACUGUUCAAGAGGCACGAGACUAGCCAACAGGCUUUUAUGGAAGACUAUCGCAACGCUGCUUCCCAAGAGAGGUCCCAACUAGCCCAGACACUACACAGAGAAGUACAGACCGGCAUUGAUCACAUCGUCGGUUACAUCAGUGGUUUCGUGGCGCGAUCUACCCAGCCCUCGACUUCAGUGGAUAUCGAAACCCUCAAGACCAAGUUUGAAAAGGAGAGGGAGCACGCCAAAGACCUCCAGAACAAUUACAACAUGGCAAUUGACACUAUCAAACGGCAUAGGAGGGAGAUCCAGAAAGCAAAUACAAAGCUACAGGAUACUCUUCAGGAGAGAGACCAACUGCGACAACUCGUAGAUGGCGGUAGCCUGGCGAACUCUAGCAAGGCAACUGAUGAUACUAUCAAGGGCAAAUGGACGGAGAUUGACUAUAACAUCCGCUGCAUGGUUCAUGUACUGAACAAUGCUCCGUCGGCAGAGUCGCUCGAUGAUGAAGUCACACAGCGGCUACGAUUUAUUUCUGGAGAGUAUCACAGUAUGCUACAAGAUCCUGACCUUCGCGAAUUUCUCAUGAGGGGCUAUGUUUGGGCUUUUAUUCAAGACAAUGUGUUUGAUUCAGGAGAGUGUACCUGGGGUGGGCCUGAUUUGAAGUCAUACAAAUCUACCCGAGAUAGCCUCAUAGGACGCAUGGGGGCGGUUGAAAAGCAUUCGAACGACAAGUCAUCUAUUGCUUAUAUCGCGAAAUGGUUAGCUCAAGGCGCGGCAAUGAUGAACCAGUUGUGGGAGAAGGACAGCACUGCCAUCAAGCGCAUGGUGCAUGAUGAGGCCAAACGCCUGCGGCCUUUUGCAUCAAACCACCGAUUCAGACUUGACAGGGUUGACAAGAAGAUUUCGGAUCAGCUCAGCGAUAUCAUUGGCUCUGCAAUUGAGCUUGAUCAGAUGAUGAUGCGUUCCAAAGCAGUUUUCAUGAUUCACUGGCGGGAUCGAUCGCAGGAAAUGGGGCCUCUAGAGCGAUGGAACCCAGAAGUCAUGGAAGCUGAAGCUUAUGAGCAAGACUUAUCCGAGAAAAGCCGCGUCAAACUUCGUCUGUCGCCUACUUUGUAUAAGGUUGGCACCGCCGAUGGUCAAAACUAUGACUCUCGAAUGGUUCUGGCUAAGAGUGCUGUGGUCUGCGAUUAG